Molecule: messenger RNA, 4463 nt
Organism: Artibeus jamaicensis (Jamaican fruit-eating bat)
Lineage: Eukaryota; Metazoa; Chordata; Mammalia; Chiroptera; Phyllostomidae
Gene: CISD2
Product: CDGSH iron sulfur domain 2
Exons: 3
Coding region: 86-493 (135 amino acids)
Biological process (GO): regulation of autophagy; autophagy of mitochondrion
Cellular component (GO): mitochondrial outer membrane; intracellular membrane-bounded organelle
Molecular function (GO): 2 iron, 2 sulfur cluster binding
Source: RefSeq, a predicted model, not a curated record
UCCCGCUCGCCAACUCUGCUUUCUGCGCACGCGCAGCAGCUCGGCUGGCGAGGCAGAACCUCGGGAGCAGACGCAGCCGGCAAGAAUGGUGCUGGAAAGUGUAGCCCGCAUAGUGAAGGUUCAGCUCCCUGCUUAUCUUAAGAGGCUCCCAGUCCCCGAGAGCAUUACCGGGUUUGCCCGGCUCACAGUUUCAGAAUGGCUGCGGUUACUGCCUUUCCUCGGUGUACUUGCACUGCUGGGCUACCUUGCAGUUCGUCCAUUCCUCCCAAAGAAAAAGCAGCAGAAGGAUAGCUUGAUUAAUCUUAAAAUACAAAAGGAAAAUCCCAAAGUGGUGAAUGAAAUAAACAUUGAAGAUUUGUGUCUUACGAAAGCAGCUUAUUGUAGGUGUUGGCGUUCUAAGACGUUUCCUGCCUGUGAUGGUUCACAUAUUAAACACAAUGAACUGACAGGAGAUAAUGUGGGCCCACUGAUACUGAGGAAGAAAGAAGUAUAGUAGUAAUGAACUAGGCUAAAAUUCAGUCGUGUGCUGUGAAAUCUUAUAAUGUUAUUUUUUCGUUCUCUGUGCAUAGAUCUUUCAAAUGGUGGUCUUAAUUAUUACUACUGAUUGAGUAAUUGUUUCUGCCAGUUUAUUCUUACAGUACUCUUUAUAUUUGAUACUCCAUACAUUCAAUCAUUUAUAUAGAAAUUAAAUUGUGCAGCCCUUUUAUUCUUACUUCAAAGAAUUCAUAUAUCUUCCUACAGUAAAACCAACACUUCUGAUUUUAAUUAAUUGAGAAAAAUAUAAGUGUUAGGCAAUGAAUGCAAAAGUAUUUCUUUGAAUAUCAAUUUUUUCAACAGAAUGUGUAAUUUAAAUUUUUUCCCUACUCUAUUAAAUAUGUUACUUUACAGUUCUUUUAUGUUUUUGUUGAAGAGUUUGUUUACUUUCCGGUCUUCUACCCUCCAUUCUUUUAAGAUUAAUAAGAAAAAUAUUGCUGUCAAGAAUUAGUUGAGUUUUCCAAGAGUUAAACUCUUUGCUUUAUAGAGAUUAUUGACUAAUAACUAUAAAUAUCCCCAUUUCAGGAAAGACAUGAACUGGAUAUAAAAAGUUCCAACAAGGAGCAUUUAUUUACAUUAUACAAGUUGUAUUUACUUUGCAGUAGGCUUGUUUGCAUCUGUGUAGGCAAUGUUGUGUAUCUUGAGCCAUUUGACUCACUGAUGGGGUCAAGUGAGUCAACUCCUGAGUUGCUGAAAUUUGAAGGUCAAUUAGAAAUAAAUAUUAAAAUAAUAAGUAGUUGUCGAAAUUAUGUUUAUGUGAACAUUUUCCUCUUUAUAACCAUGUAAACCGAUAAACAGGAUACAAAAAGUUUGCAAAAUAAACUUGCUGGAGAAUCUUUAAAAUUUUUGUAAUUUUUUAGCCUGAGUCUAUUUAGUUUAAUUUAAUGUACAGUUCUUGUAUUAUUAACUUUUCUUAAGUCUGUCUAUUUAAAGGUAAAAUUCGAUCAGUUCACUAUGCUAUUUUUAUAUAUGAAGAAGGUACAGGAAGGAGGCAGACAUAUGUAAUUCUUCUGCCAAUUAGAAUCGAAGCUAAUAGUUAUUGAGCACUUAACACAUAAUAAACACUACACCAAGCACGGGACCUGGAUUUUUAUUACAUGUAAUGUCAAUAGGUUCUGUCAUGGGAUCCUGACUUUCACAUGACCAACAUCAGGAAUUUUUAAGUCAGCGUUAGUUGUGCUUUUGAAAAGUUUUAUAAGGCGUUAAGUCCGACAUUGUUACUCUUCCCUCACCUGUGAGGAGGGAUAAUAUAACAUUGCUGUCACUUUGAUUCUGGGUAUUUUUCCCUGAGACCUUUUCUUCUAAAGGGGCUUUACUGUCAGGUGAACCAUUUAUUUUUACACAGAUGGGCACAAGACUUUGGGAAAAAUCCUCCUCACCAAAAGUUUGACUAGCCUGGUCUGGGGUCCAUUUUUAAAUGCUUUUCUUUAAAACCGUUCACUGUGACUCACAGCAAAAUGCUUACUACAUUUAGGUGUCCUAGUGGUUCCUGUACUUAGAUUUCAUAGGAGAAGGGAAAAUUUCCUAAAAAAGUCCAGACUAAAAUGAAAUUAUCAGCUUUACAUGUUGUCCAAUUCAAGAACAUUUAAAAAAUUGAAAACACUAAUUAUCUCAUAAAAGGUAAUUUUCACACCCCAAAGGUAAGAGGCACCCUCCCAGUAAAGCACCCCCACCACUCACAUUUUUCAGUGGUUUCUGGUGAAGAGCUGUGCCGAAAUAGUUUUCCCACCUGUGCAAAUUUUUCAGCAGCCUGAGGCUGGUAGCAAAAUUUUAAAAAUAAUAUUAUGUGUCAUGAUUAGUUGCUGUCACUUCUGCUUGUAAAUUCAUAGGAUUCCAUCAUGUCUUCCUUAAAAAAAUAGACAUCUUAUAAGCAACUGCAUCUGAAUUAAUACAAGAUAACUUAGCUCUUGUAUUGUACAUAUCUUGGGUUUUGAAACCUUCAAGAAACAGCCCUAGUUGUUACUGUGUCUCAUGAUUGUUUUGAGGAUGGCUUCUUGCCCAGCAGACACUCAUCGCCUGAUUCAGCAAAGGAGCACUGCCAGUACGUAAAUAGGUGGCCAAAACUGUUGAGCAGGCUGGAGGUAUUAAUGAUUCAUUCAUAUGGAUAAUUAAGGAAGUUGUAUGAUGAAAAGCACAUUACAAAUCAGUUUUGAAUUCAAUGCCUCAUGACUCAUUAAAUUGCUUAAUGUCUUUUGUAACCUAAUUUGUUAAUUUAUGCAAGCUAAUGAAGCCGUCUGCUGAUCUAUGUAGUUCAACCUUAUAUAAUCUUUCGAAACAUGCUAUCAGACUCUUCCUCUGCAAAGGGAGUUUUACUUUCUCAAAACUCUGGGGUUCAAUAGGGUCCUUAAAUUAUAGUGGAUAUAUUUUUAAACAUUUCAUUAAUUUUGGAGUUGGGGGAAGAGAGGGAGAAAAGAGAAACAUCAAUGUGAGAAACGUCAAUUGUUCCCUCUUCCAGACCCCCAGCUGGGGACCUGGCAUGCAAUCCAGGCAUGUGCCCUGACCGGGAAUUGAACCAGUGACCUUUCACUUUUCUGGACCAAGCCCAACCUACCAAGCCACACCAGUCAGGGUGGAUAUUUUUUGUACUACCUGCCAAAAGAAUCUAACUAAUUGCCCUUCAUUCAUUUAGAAUCCAGUUGUGACAGCAUCACCAAUCUGGAGAAAACCAGGAGAGAUGGACUAGUAAUACUCAUAUACUUUACUCAGAAGUGAUUGUCUCGGAGCCCCAUAUCCAGAGUCUCCUUUUUCUUACCUCAUACCUGAUUGUCCUAUUUCUGCUCCUGAACAAAUCCCAAGUGUCUGCAGGGUCCUGUUAGAGGUAGGGGAACAAUAAUGUGACAACUGACCACAGGGAACCAAACAAAAUUAAAUGUGAAUAUAAAAAGCAUAGCACCUCAAGACCAUUAAAUAUAGGAUCCUGUGCACCACAGUCCUUGAGAGCAUGACUGUCAUUGUAUUGUACAAGUGAUGUCUGAUGAUGUAAUUGAAUAUAAGUACUAUAUAGUAUUUAAGACAGGAUAUGUGUUAUAUUUGAUGAUAGCGUGCUCCACUUCAAAUAGUUAAAAGCUUCAUGCUUAGAGUGGUAGGUAGUGGUGAGAAGUUUGUACAGAAAAUAGCUUGACUCAUUUUUUACUAUUUAGGAGUUUAUCAUUGGAAGUUUUUCCAUUCAACUGAAACUCUUCAAGUUUCAUGAUUGUAAUCCACUACAAAAUUUAAUUUGUUAACAUAUGAGGAAAACUAAAGGAAUAGUGAUUUACACUACAUCGAUUCUGUUACAUGACCUCCUCCCUUUUCGGAAGGAUUAAAAUCCUUUUGCUAACUGCCUCACUGCUGGCCAUUGCUGUCCCUUUGCACCAGAGGUUGGAAUGUAAAAAACUCCCAUAGCUGUUUUUUGUUUGUUUGCUUGCUUUUUUUUUUUUAAGCCAUGCUACAUUAUCUCAGGUUGUGUUUUUGCCAUAAAAGUCUUUUACUGGAAGCUCAUUUUCUUUCAUGUUCACACAAUCUACUUUUAUUUUUUGCUUCGAUUUUGUAAAGUCAUGCAUAGCAAUCAUUAUUGUAAUAUAAAAAGUAGUCCAUAUUAGUUAUUAGCAAUUGCAUUACACAGUUUUAUAUUAGUUACAGUCUUGAAGAACAUUGCAAAUCUGUUAGAUAGGCAUAUUUAUGUCUUUUGGUCAGAAGACAUCAUUCUCUAACUCUUCCUUGGUUUAAGUGCUUGACUCUUUGCUUGUAGAAAGAGUAUACCUGUGAUUCUGUUCUCAUAGAGCACUAUUGUCAAAUACGUCAGUCACAAUGUUAACAAAUUCCUGAUCUCUAUUGUAAGAGUGUAAUUUUCCAAAAUAAUAUAGAAAAGGGGAAGGGGGUAAUAAAUUGCAUAAUUACAGAGAUGAACCUGUACUAGUAUAAAAAUAAAAAUGUUAACAAACAAUUCA